Paraphaeosphaeria sporulosa is the source of this 1251-nucleotide messenger RNA. Its product is annotated as Ssu72-domain-containing protein. The transcript has 3 exons. Bases 180 to 1058 code for a protein of 292 amino acids. NCBI's taxonomy places the organism in Eukaryota, Fungi, Ascomycota, Dothideomycetes, Pleosporales, Didymosphaeriaceae. Gene Ontology annotation, cellular component: nucleus; mRNA cleavage and polyadenylation specificity factor complex. Gene Ontology annotation, molecular function: RNA polymerase II CTD heptapeptide repeat phosphatase activity. The record is from RefSeq and is a predicted model, not a curated record. Gene Ontology annotation, biological process: termination of RNA polymerase II transcription.
CCUCCAACACCAACAACCAUAUACCCGGUGUCAUCCAGCCUCGUGACCGCCGCUUUCGAUACGCGGCUGAGGCUGCGUCAAGCUUUGACGCGGCGUCUCACUAAUUUGCAGUUCCGCGCGUCGAGGCAGGCACGACCCACACCCACCGACCGGCGCCUGUAUAGUGCUUGACCUUCGCCAUGUCGGACCCACGGCUGCGAGCGCGUGCUCAGCAGCAGCAACAGCAGCAGCUCGCGCCAGCACCGGCACCCGCGCCUCCACCACCUCCGCCGCCGCCCAUGGAGCCCCCGGUCGCCGUCGAUGGCGCCCCUGCCGCUCCAGCACAGGAUCAGGCAGCUGUGGCUUCAGACUCAAACUUCAAGCUCAAGUUCUGCACUGUUUGUGCAAGUAACCAGAACCGCUCGAUGGAAGCACACCUCCAGCUUGCUUCUGCGAACCUCCCCACCAUCUCCUUUGGCACCGGCUCGCUAGUGCGGCUCCCCGGGCCCAGCAUCACACAGCCAAACGUGUACAAGUUCAACAGCACCACAUACUCUGCGAUCCACCAAGAGCUCAGCAACCAAAACACGCAGCUGUACACCGCUAAUGGCCUGCUCAACAUGCUCGAUCGAAAUCUCAACAUCAAGUCAUACCCCGAGCGUUUCCAAGACUGGAUCCCAGGCAAGCCGCGCCUCGAGCACAAAGACGACCAAGGCUUUGCAGGCACCGAGGCCGGCGUAGUCGACGUCGUCAUCACCUGCGAGGAGCGCUGCUUCGAUGCCGUGCUCGAGGAUCUGCACAACAAGGGCGGCCGGAUGAACCGCCCGGUGCACGUCUUCAAUGUCGACAUCAGGGAUAACCACGAGGAGGCGCUCGUCGGCGGACGAGGCAUUCGCGAGCUCGCACUGAUGCUGAAUGAAGCUGCGGUGCAGGAGAUGGAGACGCAUGGCGAUACUGGCUGGGACAGCGGCGGCGGGAGUGCGCGCGCUGGCUUCGACGAGCGCGUGCCUGAUAUCCUUGCUGCGUGGCAGGAGAAGUGGCCAAAUCUGCCGGCUAUAUGGAGUCUGGCUUGGUUUUAAGGAAGGCGUUUUGAGAUGAUGUUUUACGAGUUUACGGAUUUAUGAUACCCAGCAUCGGCACGGCGUCAAUGCAUGAUUUAAUCGAAUUUGUCGGGGCUCUUGCCUCGGUCCUACACUUACUACUCCCUCGUUGCUGUUCUAUGGUAUCAUGUCGUUGAUGGCUACUAUGGAUGUAUUGCCUGACAAAGCUCAC